Molecule: messenger RNA, 435 nt
Organism: Didymella exigua CBS 183.55
Lineage: Eukaryota; Fungi; Ascomycota; Dothideomycetes; Pleosporales; Didymellaceae
Exons: 1
Coding region: 1-435 (144 amino acids)
Molecular function (GO): oxidoreductase activity
Source: RefSeq, a predicted model, not a curated record
AUGGUGCCCAAAGCCUUCGAGGCAGGCUACCCGAACACACCCGGAUUCCGCAAAGUCGUCAAAGCAACCAUCUACAUCAAGAAGAAAGCGGGCAUGUCUGACGCGGAUUUCGUCGAGUACUACAAUCACAGCCACGCCCAGCGCGCGGUGCCCAUCCUGCAGCGCCAUGGGAUCGUCAGCUACAGCCUGUCCUACCACCUAGACCGUGAUAGGAAAAUGCUCCAGGACAUCAUGCAUGGCAACGCGAGGCUGAUGGACUACGAUGCGAUAUGCACCUUUGUGUUUCCAGACUACCUUGCGCUGGCCAAGUUUCUGUACGACAAAGACGGCGCUGCACUGAACAGCGAUCACGAUAACUUCAUGGACGAUAGCCAGAUGAAGAUGAUGGUCGGCGACGAGUACAUGUUGAUUGAGGAUGGGCAGAAAGUAGGCUGA